Messenger RNA from Amphibalanus amphitrite, 5552 nucleotides. RefSeq lists its product as uncharacterized. Bases 129 to 1223 code for a protein of 364 amino acids. Gene Ontology annotation, biological process: DNA integration. Gene Ontology annotation, molecular function: nucleic acid binding. The record is from RefSeq and is a predicted model, not a curated record. The transcript is spliced from 2 exons. Lineage: Eukaryota; Metazoa; Arthropoda; Thecostraca; Balanomorpha; Balanidae.
GGCGUUUCCCCAAUACAGUGCAUCGGAUUUUUGAUUCUGCUUGGUCUUCUUCGCCUGCUACGGCCCGGCCCGACCCUGCGAUUCAGCGGUCGACUUUAUUCGGAAACAUUGGUGCCGAAACUGUCGGGAUGGCGGAGGAGAGGAGCAGAAUAGCGGCUAAGGGCUGGCUGACCCGCGCUGGGUCCAAGAUGGAGGCGUUGUUAUGCCGAGAAGACGCGGGUUCCGACGAGUGGCGUUUGGAGGCGCAGAUCGUGGAAUCUGAAUUCCUGAAGCGGCUCGAUGCGUUUGAUGCUGCUCAGGCCGCGUUUGAAGCCAGCCUGAACGACGAGGAAGAGCUCAUGAAAGAUAUCGAGCGGAGUGCAGCGUUCCGUGACACCUUCACCAGUCUGCGCGCUCGCUUCCGUAAGGCUCUGACGGCUGAUCAGGAGCCGGCUCUCAGCUCGUCCUCACAUGGACAGGCAAUGAAGCUCCCCAAGUUAUCACUGCCGACCUUUGAUGGUGAUGUGAGGGGCUGGCCUAUGUUUUGGGAAUCAUUCUGUGCUUGUGUGGAUCAAGCUGAACUUCCUGACGUGUCUAAGUUUUCUUACCUUCGGUCACUACUGAAGGGGGAGGCCUUGAAGGCUAUCAGUGGCUUGGUGCUCACUGGCUCAAGCUACAAGGCGGCCUGUGACAUCCUCCGUCAGAGGUAUGGCCGCCCAGAGAGACUCGUCUUUCUUCACAUUGAGGCGUUGCUGAAUGUGAGCCUGAACCAAUGUGAUCUGCAACGUCUGCAGGAUGAACUGAUGUCCCACAUCAGAAGUUUGGAGGGCCUUGGUGUUGAAGGGGAGAAGUUCGGAGUAUUCCUCACCCCCUUGGUGCUCUCUAAGCUCCCUGAAGAGGUCCGACUGGAGUGGGCAAGAGGUUCGGAGGGAAGAGAGAGUGAUCUGGAGUACCUCCUCCAGUUCCUUGCCUCGGAGAUUCAGAGGAGGGAGCGCUCUGGCAACUACUGCCACCUGGAGCGGGUGGAUCACUCUGCUGCUGCUGCUGCUCCUGCUGAGGGUGGCCGCCGAUCGUCUUCUGGACAGCCUGGUGGUCGGCUGGGUGGCCGCCCUGCUCGGGCUCCCGGCCGCCUCAGGCAGUUCACUGGGAAGCCAUCACCUGCUGGUUCUACAGCUGCUGCUCUGCAGGCCUCAUCUGAGACCACCUGUGGCUUCUGUCAGGGACCUCACCUAUCAGAGGAUUGAGGCAGUGCGCGUACCAGUGAUAUGCGCACCUCUGAGACGCCCUGUUGUGCCAGCUCAGCUCCUGAGUGCCUUCUCACACCUGCCGCUAGCUGAUACGUACUCAGACGACCAGGACCAGCAGAUACGAGUAGACAUCCUGGUGGGACAGGACCAGUACUGGGAUCUGGUGAGAGCUGGCCUGUUCCGCAGUCCGGAUGGCCUGGUAGCUCAGGAGACUGUCUUUGGGUGGGUGUUGUCUGGCAGGGCUGAGGGUCCCCCUGGGAGCCCGUCUGUUGGAGGUGGGGCCUCAUGCCAGCUGCUGACCAUGACAGAUGUGCCUGUGGGUAGAAACCUGUGGUCUAUGGGUGGCUCUGGGGACACUGUAGGCCUGGGGGAUGCCACUGGUCUGGAGGACACUGCUGAGCCUGAUUUGAUACAGGAGUUUAAGGAGUCUGUGACCUAUGAUGAUGGCAGGUACGUUGUGAAACUGCCCUGGAGAUCUGAUGGUUUGGUGUCAAAGCUGAGUGACAACAGAGAGGCCGCUGAGGCUCGUCUUUCCAGUUUGUCCAGGAAGUUAGAUGGGAACCCCCUGCUGAGGGAGAGAUAUGAUUGUGCCUUGAGGGAAAUGGAGACCUCUGGUGUGAUUUGUGAGGUCCCAACUGAGGAGAUGUGCUCUGAAUUCCCAGUCUAUUACAUGCCACAUCGCCCAGUGGUGAAAGAGACUAGUAGGGGGAUGAAAGUGCGCCCUGUCUUUGAUGCAUCUGCCCGAGGCUACAAUGGUUUGUCAUUGAAUGACUGCGUGGAGCUAGGGCCGGCGUUGAUUCCCAGUCUGCCGGAGGUUCUCCUGCGGUUCAGGAGAUGGCGAUUCGGCUUCUCCGCCGACAUCGUCAAGGCUUUUUUGCAAGUCAGGCUUGCACGUGAGGACCAGGACGUGCACAGGUUCUUAUGGCUCUGUGAGGGCAGAGUUAGGGUGAUGCGCUUCCAGCGCGUGACGUUUGGUGUUGCUUGCAGUCCCUUUUUGCUUAAUGCAACUGUUCAACACCAUCUGUCCCAGUAUGGUGAUGAGCCUGUGGUGCAGGAGAUGAAAGAGAACUUCUACAUGGACGACCUGCUUUCAGGAGCGGACUCGGAGGCAGAGGUUGUAGCCAUGUUCAGGGAAGCGCGCUCCAUCAUGGGAGCUGCUGGGAUGGAGCUGUCAAAGUGUUCGUCCAACUCUGCUGUUCUCUUCGGUGAGCUCGAAGGUGGCUCAGUCAGUGACAGCGUGAAGGUGCUUGGUGUGACUUGGUGGCCCGACGACGACACUUUCUCCUUUGUAGGUCAACUCCUCCCUGAUGAUGUUGUCCCAACGAAACGUGUCCUGCUUAGUCUGAUUGCUAGACUGUUUGACCCUCUCGGGUUCCUGACUCCGUUCACAAUGCUCGCUAAAUGCCUUUUCCAGGACCUGUGGGAGCAGGGUUCUGGGUGGGACGAGCCGCUUCGGGGCGGCGAUGCUGAGUUGUUCAGGAGCUGGGUGGACGGUCUUCAGCUGCUGCAGCGGCACCGGAUCCCACGCUGCUACUCAGCUGGCGGUGGACCUGACUGGUCCUCUGAUGCACGUAAGGAGUUGCACGUUUUCGCUGACGCGUCGCCUAAGGGCUAUGGUGCAGUGGUGUACAUUCGCCUCUCACUGCCUGAUGGGUCCAGUUCUGUGUCAAUGGUGAUGUCAAAGGCCAGAGUGGCUCCUCUGAAGAGGCAGACGUUACCUCGGCUGGAGCUGAUGGCUUGCCUGAUGGCCAGUCAGCUGGUUGAGUUGGUACGAAAGGCUCUGCGUUUGCCUGACGGUGCCUUGUGUACAUGCUGGUCUGACUCGAUGAUCGCCCUCGGAUGGCUGACAGGUGAUCCUCGGAGGUGGAAGCCCUUCGUGGCCAGCCGAGUGCGCCAGAUCCAGUCUCUGACGCCUGUGGCGUGCUGGCGUCAUUGCAGCUCAUCCGACAACCCCGCAGACCUGCUGACGCGUGGCAUGUUGGCCGAUGAUUUGCUCGUGUCUCGGCUGUGGCGCUCUGGUCCUGACUGGCUUCGUGUAGCCGCCCAGCCGCUCCAGGUCAGCGACGGGACGGCGUCCUGGGUGGACGCCUCGGAAUCGGCGCAGCUUCUGAUCCGAGAAGAGAUGGUGGCUGUUUCUGGUGAGCCGGCGCGUGAGGUCGGUGACCUCCGCGGCGUCCUGUGUGACGCGAGAGUGCAAACAGUCCUUUCGGAGGAUGCUGCUGCACCAUGUGCCCCCACUGAUGUCGGAGAGGGGAAGUUGCUGUGUUCUGACGACGCAGUGGCGGCUGAUGGGGCACCAGAUCCGCGGGUGAGCCCGCCACCUGACGGAGGAGUCGGUGCGGCGGCGCCGCCCCGUGCCGAUGGUCCAAGUGACCGUGCUUCUGUCCAGACGAGGUUGUUAGACCUCGACAGAUUUGGAUCACUGAACAAGGCCACCCGAGUGAUGGGUUGGGUUCAGAGAUUUGUCCGGAACGCUCGUGGUGUGAACCGCUGCAGCGAGCAAGACCUGACGUGUGCUGAGAUGACUGAUGCGCGGAACGCUCUGUUUCGCCUUGUACAGGUUGAGAGUUUUCAUGCUGAGAUGACAGCUCUGAGGAUGGGUGGUAGAGUUCCAGCCAGCUCGCCACUUCACAGGCUCUCGCCCUUCUUGUCUGAUGGUCUGCUGCGUGUUCAAGGGCGACUCCAGUUUAGUCAGCUAUCUUAUGAGGAAAAGCAUCCUAUUAUUUUGCCCAAGGGGCACUUGUCGUACUUGCUCGUUCGUGAGCAGCACCACCUCAUGCAUCAUGCUGGUGUAGCCACCCUGCUGACUGCUGUGAGAUCUGAGUUUUGGGUGCUGGGGCUCAGAGCCAUUGCUCGCCGCGUUGUUCGUAGCUGUCUGGCGUGCCGUUGGCAGGAUGCCAGGGCCGGUUCGCAGCAGACCGCCCCUCUGCCGCGGGAUAGGGUGUCUCCUGCCCCGCCAUUUUCAGUCACUGGCGUGGACUUCGCAGGGCCACUGUUUUCUGUUGAUUUCCCACGGAAGAAGUUAUACGUUUGUCUAUUUACCUGCGCGGUCACUCGUGCCGUGCAUUUGGAGCUGACCGAAUCGCUGUCGCUGCCGCAUUUCAUGCUGGCGUUCCGCAGGUUUGCUGCUCGGAGAGGUGUGCCGUCCACUGUCUAUUCCGACAACGCGACCACCUUCAAAGGCGCCGACGUUCAGCUUCGCAAGUACUUUGGGCGGCUCUCUCCUUGUUGGAAAUUCAUCGCCCCCCUCUCCCCGUGGUGGGGGGGUUGGUGGGAACGUCUGAUACGUUCAGUCAAGGUCGCGCUUCGUAAGUCACUGGGAAAGCGCUGUCUGACGCGCAUUGAAUUGGAAACCGUGCUGAGUGAGGUCGAGGCUUGCAUUAACUCGCGACCACUCACCUUUCAGGGUGACACUCCAGAUUGUCCGGGACCUCUGACGCCAAACCAUUUUUUGACUGGGCGCAGUGUAGGGUUUCAGGCCAGGGCGGCCGAGGAUCCGUCUGCCGUGACUGCGCGGGCGUUGAGUGACAGGGCACGGGUCUGUGAGAUGCGCCUGUCCAAGUUUUGGGCUGCCUGGAGGAAUGAAUACUUGAGGACUCUACCGCCCGCAGUGAGCGGUAAGGGACAGGGUAAGCUAGAGGUGGGCUCACCUGUUCUGGUGCACGAGGAGGGGACCCCCCGGCUUAAGUGGGAUAUGGGGGUGGUUACUCGCGUGUUCUCUGGGAGGGACGGCUUGGUCCGGUCUGCUGAGGUGAGAACCCCUGGUGGUCUGAGAACGAGGUCUGUACAGCGGCUUCAUAACCUUGAAGUCCUUCCAUCCUCUCUUCCUUCACCCGGGUGUCCUGCCUGAGUGCCUCUUGCAGGUCCCUCGCGCACUGCCUCAGUGGUAGGCAUUUUAAAUAUCAAGUCGUGUUACGUUUCAGUGGUGUGUCUGUAUGAAAUGUUUGCACUUUAUUUGAUGUAGGUAGUGAACAUAUGCAUUGUUCACGGCUCUGUUUCUGUUAUUCAUUGGCUCUGCCAAGAGUCGGCGGGAGGGUGUUGAAUAUUGCUCAGUACCGUACCGUAUCGUUUAGCGCCUGUACCGUACAGUGAUUGACCGCUAGCGACAUCUAUUAGUUGGAUUGGGUUGUGCGGAUUGUGGCCGCUGCCGACUGGGGCUCUGUUAGCUGCGACUUUGGUAUGUGGCGCGCGGUGAUUGGCCUUGACCCCGAGCAGCUGUGCCACGCCCGCGCACAGACAGCUGUUUUCGUUUUUUGUGUGGCAUUGUGGUUUUUUCUGUUGGCACGGUUGGAGGCGUUUCCCCAAUACAGUGCAUCGGAUUUUUGA